AUGGCUACAAGUAAAUCUCCGGCUGAUUUCUCCGUUUCUGAUAUCGGUCGUCUAUACGAAAUUCCGCGCGAAGCUGUUAACGCACUGGGUUACCAAAGACUGCUUCCCUCAAAUCUGAUAAAACAAGUUGAUACUCUUGGAGAGUUGGUAACAGUUAUUAGGGAACCCAUUCUUGAGGUAUCUUCAUGUAUGUCCGUAGUACGCCCCUCAUUUCCUGCCCUUAGGAUGGUACUAUGGGGUCCAUUUGGUACCGGGAAGUCAGUCACGCUUAACCAAGCUGUAUAUCUUGCAUAUACACAGAAUAUGGUUAUUGUGCAGCAUCCCGGCGGUAAACCAUUUGUUAUAUGUGCAUUUAAUCACCACUGUGUGAAUAUGUUUUAAAC
Molecule: messenger RNA, 383 nt
Organism: Cylicostephanus goldi
Lineage: Eukaryota; Metazoa; Nematoda; Chromadorea; Rhabditida; Strongylidae
Source: the annotation of a GenBank genome assembly